ACGGUUUGGUAAGGCGUGGGAAGCUCUUGCACAAAGCGCGGCUCCCAUCCCACUGAGGGUCAGGAAAAGUAUAAAAGAGCUCUUGGAAUUCUGCGGCACCAUCCACAGCUGCUCCUCGUGUCCACUUCUCCAGACCAGGUUGCUGUCCGUCCCAAAAAUGUCUUCAGGAGAGAUGGUGAGCAGCGGCUGCUCGUCCCCGUGCGAGGUGUCCUGUCCCCAGCCCUACGCGGACGCCUGGAGCCAGCCCUGCGUCACCUCCUGCGGGGACUCGCGGGCCGUGGUCUACCCUCCGCCUGUGGUCAUCACCUUCCCGGGGCCCAUCCUCAGCUCCUGCCCCCAGGAGAGCAUCGUGGGUACCUCCUUCCCGUUGGAGGCCAUGGGAUCUUCUGGAUCCGGGGGCGCCAUUGAGGGAUCCUAUGGAGGCGGCGGCUCCAUGGGGGGAUCAGGGGGUUCCUAUGGUGGCGGCAGCAGCUCCAUAGGGGGAAUUGGGGGUUCCUGUGGAGUGGGCAGCUUCAUAGGUGAAUUUGGGGGUUCCUAUGGAGGUGGCAGCUCCAUAGGGGGAAUUGGGGGUUCCUAUGGAGGCGGCCGCUCCUUUGGGGGCGGCUCCUAUGGAGGGGGCAGAUCCUUUGGCUCUGGAGGCUCCUAUGGAAGGAGCAGAUCCUUUGGCUCUGGAGGCUCCUAUGGGGGAGCCAGAUCCUUCGGCUCUGGAGGCUCCUAUGGAGGGGGCCAAUCCUUUGGGAACAGAAGAUCCUUCGGCUCCUCCAGUGGGGGCUUUGGGGGCCCCUCCAGCGGGGGCUUCGGGGGCUCCUCCAGUGGGGGCUUUGGGGGCUCCUCCAGCAGGAGCUUCGGGGGCUCCGCCAGCAGGGGCUUUGGGGGUUCGUCUGGCGGGGGUUUCGGGGGCUCCUCUGGUGGGGGCUUUGGGGGCCCCUCCAGCAGGAGCUUUGGGGCCCCCUCUGGCGGGGGCAGCUCUUUUGGGGGGGGCUCCUUUGGAGGGGGUUCCUAUGGAGGGGGCAGCUCCAGCUCCGGGAGGUUUGGAGGAGGAAACUGCACCUUUUAUUUCUGA
Messenger RNA from Corvus hawaiiensis (hawaiian crow), 1063 nucleotides. RefSeq names its product keratin, type I cytoskeletal 9-like. Gene Ontology annotation, cellular component: intermediate filament. The transcript has 2 exons. NCBI's taxonomy places the organism in Eukaryota, Metazoa, Chordata, Aves, Passeriformes, Corvidae. The record is from RefSeq and is a predicted model, not a curated record. The coding region runs from base 158 to 1063 and encodes 301 amino acids. Gene Ontology annotation, molecular function: structural constituent of cytoskeleton.